Acanthochromis polyacanthus (spiny chromis) is the source of this 4311-nucleotide messenger RNA. It is a transcript of the gene glyr1, whose product is annotated as glyoxylate reductase 1 homolog (Arabidopsis). The record is from RefSeq and is a predicted model, not a curated record. NCBI's taxonomy places the organism in Eukaryota, Metazoa, Chordata, Actinopteri, Pomacentridae. The transcript is spliced from 16 exons. Gene Ontology annotation, molecular function: NAD binding; oxidoreductase activity, acting on the CH-OH group of donors, NAD or NADP as acceptor; NADP binding. Bases 70 to 1593 code for a protein of 507 amino acids.
UCCUCACAUGUAAUUUGUGGGUGUGUGUUGUCUUUUCCACUCAGUGCGACGUUUUAUUAAAGUUGUAAGAUGGCGACGGUGCAUCUGAGAAUCGGGGAUCUAGUAUGGGGGAAGCUUGGUCGUUACCCCCCAUGGCCAGGAAAGAUAGUAAGCCCUCCAAAGGACCUGAAAAAGCCCAGGGGCAAAAAAUGCCACUUUGUGAAGUUCUUUGGAACUGAAGACCACGCCUGGAUCAAAGUAGAACAGCUGAAGCCCUACCAUGCCCACAAAGAAGAGAUGAUCAAGAUAAACAAAGGGAAGCGCUUCCAGCAGGCGGUCGAUGCGGUGGAAGACUUCCUAAAGAAAGCAAAGGGGAAAGAACAGAACUCGGAUGGCAAAAGUGAUUUGAAAGGAAAGAAGACACCCAGCAAGCCACUGAAAAUACUGGAGGAGGACGAUGAGGAUCUCAGUGCCCUGAAGGACCCCUCUGAGAAGGACUUAACUGACUCUGACCCCGAGCCGUCCACUCUUGAGAGGCUGGGGGCUGGACCUGGCUCAGGAUUCAAAUGGGAAAGCAGUCCCGUAAAGGACGACCCACAUUUUCAUCACUUCCUACUCAGCCAGUCUGAGAAGCCGGCCUCCUCAAUGGAGCCCAUCAGCAAGCGCCUAAAGAUCAUUGAAGAGGACACAGGGUCAACAUCUAUCCAAGCAGCAGACAGCACAGCCAUCAAUGGCAGCAUCACACCCACAGACAAAAGGAUAGGUUUCCUGGGCCUGGGGCUGAUGGGUAGCGGCAUAGUUUCCAACUUGUUGAAAAUGGGUCAUGUUGUCACAGUGUGGAAUCGCACAGCAGAAAAGUGUGACCUGUUCAUCCAGGAGGGUGCCAGGUUAGGCCGGACUCCUGCAGAGGUGGCUUCCAUGUGUGACAUUACUUUCUCGUGUGUCUCUGAUCCAAAGGCUGCCAGAGAUCUGGUGUUAGGACCCAGUGGAGUGCUGCAGGGAAUCAGGCCAGGCAAAUGCUACAUCGAGAUGUCCACUGUAGAUCCAGAAACCAUCACAGAACUCUCACAGGUGAUCACGUCACGGGGUGGACGUUUCCUGGAGGCUCCGGUGGCAGGAAGCCAACAGCUCUCCAACGACGGGAUGCUCGUCAUCCUGGCGGCUGGUGACAGAACGGUCUACGAGGACUGCAGCAGCUGCUUCCAGGCCAUGGGCAAGACCUCCUUUUUCCUGGGCGAAGCAGGGAAUGCAGCAAGGAUGAUGCUGAUCCUCAACAUGGUCCAGGGCAGCUUCAUGGCCACCGUUGCAGAGGGACUAACUUUGGCACAGGCCACGGGCCAAUCACAGCAGACAUUCCUGGACAUCCUGUGCCAGGGCCAGAUGGCGAGUACCUUUGUGGACCAGAAAUGCCAAAAUAUUUUACAGGGCAACUUUAAACCAGACUACUAUUUGAAACAUAUUCAGAAGGAUCUGAGGCUAGCCAUCUCUAUGGGCGACAUGGCUAACCAUCCAACCCCAAUGGCUGCAGCUGCCAAUGAGGUUUACAAGAGGGCUAAGGCACUGGACCAGUCAGACAAUGAUAUUUCUGCAGUCUACAGAGCCUACAUUCACUAGAGCGAGGUGUGACUUACCCUCUGGACCAGACAGUCUUUAAUCCUUUCUUAUUUCUCCCUCGUCAUCUAAUGAGUUUUUUCUUUGUUUUUGUUUUUUUUAAAGUGUAGUUCUUCUGUUUCAUUUUGCCCUAGUGCCAGACACUUUACCUGCCCACAAGUAAAUUUUUCCUCUUUUUUUUUUUUUUUCUUCUCUCGAGGCAACCUUGAGCAUUGCACUGACUGUAUGGGGGGGGGUACGCUGUAAGAAUGCUCAAAACAAGGUUGUUCUGCUGCAGUUUGCUAUGUGUGGGGGGCAGUUUUUUUGGUUUCUGACAACUUAAAAAAAACAAGUAGAAGUAAUGGAGGGUUCCUGGUGAGGAUGUGAGGUCUGGUGCCACUGUAAGGCCAGAGAACUUGCUGUCAGGUUUUGUGGAUGCAGAAACCGUAAAGAAGUUUUUUUUUCUUCAUGUGUUUAUUUAAUUAAGUGUGAUCUUUGCUUUUUCUUUUAAUUAAUUUCUUUUAUUGUCCAGAAAUCCACGGGAGGAAACACCAAGAACAUGCCACUGCAUUGCCUUAAUAUUGUAAGCCCUCAAGUCUUUCGAUUCUAGAUGUAUUUAUUUAUGUUUCCUUCUAGGUCUUCUCGGUGCAGUCUGGUCAUGGCUUCUCUCUGUGUUUGAUGAGAUGAUUUAUGCUUUAACAUUGGUGUUAACGACAACAGAUGUGUUAAGCCCUUAAAAUGCCAUAACAGUUGAUGUCUUUCAUCAAGACUUGAGAUUUCCACGUUUGAAACCCUUCGUUCAUUUAUUUGGAAGAGUUCUCAUUUCUUCUGCAUUUUCCUUUUUUUUUAAUAUAUUAAUUCUGAAACGACAUGAAUCCACCUUUUUAGUUGUAUUUUAACUAAAGUUAAUAAUUCAGCCCCGAGGUCGAUCAUGUUUUUAUUUUAUUUUAUUUUAUAUUAUGGAAGUUAUAACACAAUCAUGGCUGGGUUUUGAAGGUCAAUUUUAGACUCUUGGGACCCAAGUAUUAAAAACCAAACCAAUGGAAGUUUCAUAUGGAGUUUAAAGACUGACACUUGAAGCUGUAGAAAUGAAUCCAACAUCUCCCCCGUCAGAAACAUCACUGAGAAACUGUUACAUCGAUCGAAUACACACACAGCUCACCUUAGCUAAGCUAUUUGUUACAUUUCCAUAUUCACCCACUCUGGGUCCAAAAGUUUAUAUAUUUUGUUUGUGUUUCAAUUUUCAGGCAAAAAUAAAUAGAGGAAGAGCUGUCUGGACUAUAGAGUAAAGGUCCUCACAAGUCAGCCCAGUUUUUGGUCUACAAAACUUGAUUAACCAGUCAGUAUGUUUGGCUGACAACAGAUUAAUUCAUAUAUAUUGGCUGAUGAUUAGGAAGAAAUGUCAGAUAAAUACCCAAAAUAUGUCAGAGGUCCUUUGGAAACUGUCUUCAUUAUUUAAUUACUACAUUAUUCUGGCCUUUUUUUUUCAAAAUAUGCAUGUUGCUAAAAAAAAAAAAAGCAGAUAUUUUUAUUACAGUUUUUAACUUAGGCUACUAAAUUUCUGAGGCUGAUACCAUCAAUUAUUUUCAGCCUCAUCUGGGCAGGUAGGGUUGUGUUCUGUUACCGCAGGUCCCAGGUCUGUGUGUCAAAAUGUCUGAUAGGCAGACUGAUAUAAGACUGAUAUAAAAGUGUUUUUUUUUCUUAAACACAGAUGUAAAGCUCAGGUAAAGUGGCACAUAGUUUGCUGAUGCCCAUUAUUUCUGGGGGGAAAAAAAACACAUUUUGGAAAAUCAUGUCUAAUUUCCCCAAGAAUUUGUAGUAGUUGGCUAUCAUUAUUCUUUAAAAGUUUUUCCAUUUAUUUGGAUUGAGUUCAUAAUUUUUGGACACUUGAAUACAUCAGCUUUGUAGUCCAACACAUACCCUACACGUGUGUCCAGAUAAACAUGGCAAUGUCCAGCAAACCACAGGAGUCAUGUCCUUGAAAGUGAAACUAAGUUCUGGUAUCGCUUCUCGAACACCAGACAGAAGCACCCAUAAAACGAUGCCUUAACUAUCCUUUAAGGUGUUUGUGGAUUGUAAAAAGGGUGUUGCUCUUGUUUUGGCUCUAAUCUGUACCAUGUAGUAUCAGGAAGUAAGUGCAGAAAUGGGCCUGCUCACUAUUGAAACACAAAUACAUUGUAGCAACAAGCCCUGCUAUUCUUCCACUGGAACUCAUCUAGCAUGGAAGUCCAACAGAGAGGGUAACAAUCAGAAAAUGCCAAAUUGCAAUUGCUUCCCCGCAGGAAAAAUAAACCCCACAGUGAUUUGUUCUUUUGCAGUUUAAACCAUAAAUAAAUAGGUUUCUCACAGAACGGAAUCCACGGUGAAGAAUUUUUAUUUAGGUUUCCCAAAUGCUCAAGUGUAAAGACCUGUUUUUAGAAGAUGUGUAAAUAGCACAUUAGGCUGAGUAGGGUUUCUUUUGUAUCUACAAUAACCAGGAUUAAUGAAAACAAAAAUAGGUUUGGUUUUGAUUCUACAGAGUGGCUGUCUAACAUCUGUGUCUUAUUGCUGUAGAUUCUUCAGUUCAGGUGUAAAUAUGUGGCUUAUAUAAUCUGGCUUAUUACUGCAUUGAAAGGACAAUGACUCAGAACCCAUUCUUUGAAGGAGGGUGGAACUUUGGUUUGGGGGAUAUUUAUGAUUUUGUGUACAUGUGAAAAUACCAAGACUUUUGUGCUGUUUAAUAAAUCCUCUCCUGAUCACUGA